Rattus norvegicus (Norway rat) is the source of this 572-nucleotide messenger RNA. RefSeq names its product mitochondrial ribosomal protein L34 (gene Mrpl34). The record is from RefSeq and is marked provisional. Bases 26 to 301 code for a protein of 91 amino acids. The transcript is spliced from 2 exons. Gene Ontology annotation, cellular component: ribosome. Gene Ontology annotation, molecular function: structural constituent of ribosome. Gene Ontology annotation, biological process: translation. Lineage: Eukaryota; Metazoa; Chordata; Mammalia; Rodentia; Muridae.
CCAGGCCAGUGACCCGCCACUGGACAUGGCCUUCCUAGCCCGGUGCUUUGGGGGCCAGGCCUGCAGGUCGGUGAUCCUGUUGAGUGGCAGGUAUCUCCAGUCCAGGGUCUGGAUGGGACUCCCGGAUGCCUGGUCCCUCUCCCUGCAGCAGGUCCGAGGCCGCACACGCGGAAACGAGUAUCAGCCGAGCAACAUCAAGCGCAAGCACAAGCACGGCUGGGUCCGCCGGCUGAGCACGCCUGCUGGCGUGCAGGUCAUCCUCCGCCGCAUGCUGAAGGGCCGCAAGUCCCUGAGCCACUGAGGAGCGCCAUGCCGCUGUAAAUAGACUCAGACGCUGGUCGAGUUGCCCGAGGGCGAGAAGUUGGGGCAAGUUGAAAGUGGGGACCUGUCCUUUCGUAGGUUUUUAGACGAAUCCCCGUUCCUCUGCUCACCGACCACCAGCACCUGCGAUAUCUCGUCCGUUUUUGUAAAUAUAUUUGAAGGUAUCUUUGCAAGACAGGCUCAUCCACCCCAACGUUUCCAGCCAUUCCAAAGUAUUACCGACUUGCUAAUAAAUAUUCACGUUUCUUGGA